UCGGACUACUUAUUUUUGGGCCGGAAAGUGCCCAGGUUGCAGGUCAACCCCCCGCGGCUCAUUGUUGUUCGCUUGAGCGGCGUGCUACAAGUUACUCUGUGUCCCUGGCCCCGCCUCGGUACACCGACUGCAUUCACUGUGUGACGCCCAUACCCGCCGGCUCGGGUUAUCCCUUACGUCCCCUGCAGGUCAGGCCUUUCACCUUCUCAUCAUGACAAACGCCGGUAUUGACAACGUCCACUACUCCACCUUAUCAUCUCCCACAACCUCCGAAGCGACCAGUAACGGCAACUUCUCACCGCCGACUCCGGCACUUGAUAGUCACCACCACGUCCUUCCUCAUGGCAUGGCCACUUCCAACCCAAAGGCCACCGUUGGAGACUCGAUCUUGAGACAGUAUGCCCACGAUUUAGGCUCACUUCACGCUGAUGACGAAACGCAUGCCGUACAUGACUUUUGUGCACAAGACACCAAGGCUGUCGACCAGACAGCCUUGAACACUGCGCUCAACACCGCGAAGAUUCCUGUCAUCGAGUCCAUACGGUCCUCCUAUUUCGCUCAUCAUCCCACCGUCCCUGUCCCGAAACCUCUAUCACUGCCGAAACCCUUACUUGCGCACCGAAAGAACGCAAAAUCUAUAGACCUCCCCAAACAAACAAUUAUGAAGGCACUUGCAUCAAGAAGGCCCAGUGCAGGCCCUACCACAGCUCCUCUGACUGCUGGUGCGUUCAAAAAUGCCGGAAGUGAUGCAGACGUGGAACAACCAAACAACUCUUCGACAUCAUCAUGUUUCACGGCCACACUACCUGCUCUGCAGCCGAGUGGUCUUUCUGCGGCCUCUCCGACUUCGACAAGUUUCCUUCGCUCUCCCUGCUUCUUCCAUCAGCGAUUCGAGGGACUUGUGGAUGUUCAGAAAGUGCUGGACGAAAUUGCCGAAGAUGACUACUCGCAUUCGAGAUUGAUGCAGACCGCAAUAGGAGUGCGGGAGGUCUCGAAACAGCUGCAAAGAAAGCCUCUCAAGCGAGCUGUGCGAAAUGUGAUGAUUGUCACCAAGGCUCGCGACAAUUCUCUGGUGCAUCUCACACGCGAUCUCGCUGAUUGGCUGCUGUCCACACCUAGGUACGGCAGCGAUCUUGGUGUUAAUGUAUAUGUCGACGCCAAACUCCGUCACUCGAAACGAUUUGAUGCCGCUGGUCUGCUCAGAAAGCAACCCAGAUUCGAGAACAUGCUGAAGUAUUGGACUCCCGACUUGUGCUGGUCAUCGCCGGAGAGUUUUGAUCUUGUUCUUACGAUGGGAGGUGACGGAACAGUCUUGUUUACGUCGUGGCUAUUUCAACGGGUCGUCCCGCCGGUGCUGUCUUUUUCACUGGGCAGCUUGGGGUUCUUGACCAACUUCGAAUUCGAGAAGUACAAGGAACAUCUCGAUCGGAUAAUGGGGGACGUCGGCAUGCGGGUCAAUCUCCGAAUGCGAUUUACUUGCACAGUGUGGCGAGCCGACCGCUCUCCUGGAGCUGAAAAAGGUGCAGCCGAGGAGGGCGAGCAGUUUGAGGUGCUUAACGAGCUCGUUAUUGACCGUGGUCCCUCUGCAUAUGUUUCCAACCUGGAGCUGUAUGGUGACGACGAGCUGCUCACCAUCGUGCAGGCGGACGGGUGUAUCUUUUCAACGCCCACAGGGUCUACGGCUUACUCUUUGUCGGCAGGAGGUUCUCUGAUACACCCAUCCAUUCCUGCCAUUCUUUUGACGCCAAUUUGUCCCCACACGCUCUCUUUCCGUCCGAUGGUCCUUUCGGAUACGCUCUUGCUGCGGAUAGCAGUACCUAACAAGUCCCGAUCAUCAGCAUAUUGCUCUUUCGAUGGCAAAGGGCGUGUAGAGCUCAAGCGCGGAGAUUACGUGACCUUGGAAGCAUCACAGUAUCCCUUUCCCACUGUCAUGACAGGUACGAAUGAAUGGGUUGAAAGCGUACAGAAGGCUUUGAGGUGGAAUGUGAGGGGUGCUGUCCAAAAGGGUUGGGACGAUGGUGACGAAGAGGGCAAAGAUCAGGCGGAGGAGAAGUGGGAUAUCGACAUCGAUUCCAGUCCUUGUGGUGGUACUGACAGUGGUAUCGGCCCUAGUGAGGACGGGGACCAUGUUGCCAGUCCCACAAGAGGACAGCUGAGUCUGCUGAAUCUGUGAACCAUGGGCUCCAGGAUCUAGUCGUCGUGACGAGAUGUCAUGAUACGAGGCUUCAAGAGAGCUAUUAAACACAACAAUACAUCCCCUUUGUCGCAGGACAACGUUGGCGGCCGCUGUAACAGACGCUCAUUGGGACGAUUAUACCGCUCACCAGUGUGAAAAUCUCAACAAUCAACACAGCUCAUUUGCAGGUAGCGC
Molecule: messenger RNA, 2371 nt
Organism: Exophiala viscosa
Lineage: Eukaryota; Fungi; Ascomycota; Eurotiomycetes; Chaetothyriales; Herpotrichiellaceae
Product: NAD+ kinase
Exons: 2
Coding region: 212-2173 (653 amino acids)
Biological process (GO): NADP+ biosynthetic process; NAD+ metabolic process
Molecular function (GO): NAD+ kinase activity
Source: RefSeq, a predicted model, not a curated record